Messenger RNA from Mangifera indica (mango), 3452 nucleotides. RefSeq lists its product as uncharacterized. Bases 309 to 3338 code for a protein of 1009 amino acids. NCBI's taxonomy places the organism in Eukaryota, Viridiplantae, Streptophyta, Magnoliopsida, Sapindales, Anacardiaceae. Gene Ontology annotation, molecular function: monooxygenase activity; oxidoreductase activity, acting on paired donors, with incorporation or reduction of molecular oxygen; iron ion binding. The transcript is spliced from 4 exons. The record is from RefSeq and is a predicted model, not a curated record.
UCGAACAUUUGUCAACCUAAUCAUGUUUGGUGCCCAUAAUUGUUGAAUGGUAAUGAUUCAAAUUCUCAAAUGAAUGAUUUGAAUUUAAGAAAGUGUAAAUUCGAAAUACAUUUUUUUUUUUAAAGAUUUAUGAUAGUGACGAAGAGAUUAAACAAUAACAGAGCCAGCUGCAGAACAAAGAGAGCAAAAUUAGUAUUUCUUUAUUUUGUAAUAUUCUUCCUAUAAAAAAAAAAGAGGCAAAUGGAUCUUUAACCCCUUGAUCAGUGUUCUGUCGAUAGUAGUGUUGCUUGUCUUCCUCAUCAAUUAUCAUGGAGCUUCUAUUUUCCUCUUUCACCCCGAUAUGUUUUUUCAUCCUUUUCUUGUUCAUGGCUGUCAAAACAAUAAAGAAACCAAGAGCCUGGAAUUCAAGCUCAAAGAUGCCUCCAGGGCCCUGGAAACUACCUCUAAUCGGAAACUUACACCAGCUGGGUGGCUCACCACCGCAUCGCCGCCUCAGAGACCUGUCCAUGAAGCAUGGACCGUUGAUGCACCUCCAGCUAGGUGAAGUUUCCACCAUUGUUGUUUCUUCUCCGGAGAUCGCCCAACAAGUUAUGAAGACCCAUGACAUCAACUUUGCGGACAGACCCUUUCAGGUUUCCACCAAGCUCUUAACUUAUGGCUACACUGAUAUUGCUCUUUCACCUUAUGGAAAUUACUGGAGACAGCUGCGAAAAAUAGCAACUUUGGAGCUGUUAAGUGCGAAGCGGGUCCAAUCAUUUCGCUCAAUCAGGGAAGAGGAGGUCUCAAAUCUCAUCAGAGCCGUACGUUCUGCUGAAGGAUCAGUGAUCAAUCUCAGUGAUAAGCUUUUCAGAUUGACAUACCGCAUAAUUGGCAGGGCAGCUUUUGGAAGCAAAUGCAAGGACGAAGAGGUAUUCAAAUCAUGCGUAGUGGAAGUCGUAGAGGCAGCCGCAGGUUUCUUCAUGGCUGAUUUGUUCCCUUCGGUUAAAGCACUUGAGGUGAUAAGUGGAAUGAGAGUGAAGCUUGAAAAGCUGCAUCGAAAGACUGAUAGAAUGCUUGAAGAAAUCCUGAAUGAGCAUAAAGAGAGAACGAAAAGUGGCCAAGGAGAAGAAAAGGAAGAUUUGGUUGAUGUUCUUCUAAGAAUCCAGCGUGAUGGUGAACUUGAAUUUCCCUUGAGUGACAGCAAUAUCAAAGCAGUUAUAUGGGAUAUAUUUAGUGCUGGUAGUGAAACAUCAUCCACAGCAGUAAAAUGGGCAAUGGCAGAAAUGCUAAGAAACCCAAGAAUACUGAAAGAGGCACAAGCUGAGGUAAGACGAGUUUUUGACAGAAAAGGAAACGUCGAUGAAGCUGGAAUCCAUCAACUCAACUACUUGAAAUUAGUAAUAAAAGAAACCCUGAGGCUGCACCCUUCUGCACCUCUUCUACUUCCAAGAGAAACCAGAGAGAGCUGUAAGAUCAACGGAUACGAGAUACCAUUGAAAACCAGAGUCCUUGUUAAUGCAUGGGCAAUUGGAAGAGAUCCCAGAUACUGGAGUGACCCUGAAACGUUUUAUCCUGAGAGAUUUCUGAACAAGUCGAUUGAUUUCAGAGGGUCGGAUUUUGAAUACAUCCCAUUUGGCGCUGGAAGGAGAAUAUGUCCAGGCAUAAUGUUUGCACUACCAAAUAUUGAGUUGCCUCUGGCGCAACUGCUGUAUCAUUUUGAUUGGAAGCUCCCAAAUGAGAUGAAGCCUGAAGAUCUGGACAUGACUGAGGCCUUCGGUGUGACGGUAGCCAUGAAAAAAGACUUGAUGUUGAUUCCAAUUCCUUAUCGUUGUUCCUUGUCUUCCUCAUCAAUUAUCAUGGAGCUUCUAUUUUCAUCUUUCACCCCGAUAUGUUUUUUCAUCCUUUUCUUGUUCAUGGCUGUCAAAACAAUAAAGAAACCAAGAGCCUGGAAUUCAAGCUCAAAGAUGCCUCCAGGGCCCUGGAAAUUACCUCUAAUCGGAAACUUACACCAGCUGGGUGGCUCACCACCGCAUCGCCGCCUCAGAGACCUGUCCAUGAAGCAUGGACCGCUGAUGCACCUCCAGCUAGGUGAAGUUUCCACCAUCGUUGUUUCUUCUCCGGAGAUCGCCCAACAAGUUAUGAAGACCCAUGACAUCAACUUUGCAGACAGACCCUUUCUGGUUUCCACCAAACUCUCAAGCUAUGGCUACACUGAUAUUGCUCUUUCACCCUAUGGAAAUUACUGGAGACAGCUGCGAAAAAUAGCAACCUUGGAGCUGUUAAGUGCGAAGCGGGUCCAAUCAUUUCGCUCAAUCAGGGAAGAGCAGGUCUCAAAUCUCAUCAGAGCCGUACAUUCUGGUGAAGGAUCAGUGAUCAAUCUCAGUGAUAAGAUUUUCAGAUUGACAUACAGCAUAAUUAGCAGGGCAGCUUUUGGAAGCAAAUGCAAGGACGAAGAGGGUUUCAAAUCAUGCAUAGUGGAAGCCGUUAAGGCAGCUGCAGGUUUCUCCAUGGCUGAUUUGUUCCCUUCGGUUAAAGCACUUGAGGUGAUGAGUGGAAUGAGAAUGAAGCUUGAAAAGCUGCAUCGGAAGAUUGAUAGAAUACUUGAAGAAAUCCUGAAUGAGCAUAAAGAGACAACGAGAAGUGGCCAAGGAGAAGAAAAGGAAGAUUUGGUUGAUGUUCUUCUGAGAAUCCAGCGUGAUGGUGAACUUGCCUUGAGUGACAGCAAUAUCAAAGCAGUUAUAUUGGAUAUAUUUGGUGCUGGUGGUGAAACAUCAUCCACAGCAGUAGAAUGGGCAAUGGCAGAAAUGCUAAGAAACCCAAGAAUAUUGAAAGAGGCGCAAGCUGAGGUAAGACGAGUUUUUGACAGAAAAGGAAACGUCGAUGAAGCUGGAAUCCAUCAACUCAACUACUUGAAAUUAGUAAUAAAAGAAACCCUGAGGCUGCACCCUUCUGCACCUCUUCUACUUCCAAGAGAAACCAGAGAGAGCUGUAAAAUCAACGGAUACGAGAUACCAUUGAAAACCAGAGUCCUUGUUAAUGCAUGGGCAAUUGGAAGAGAUCCCAGAUACUGGAGUGACCCUGAAACGUUUUAUCCUGAGAGAUUUCUGAACAAGUCGAUUGAUUUCAGAGGGGCGAAUUUUGAAUACAUCCCAUUUGGUGCUGGAAGGAGAAUAUGUCCAGGCAUAACGUUUGCACUGCCAAAUAUUGAGUUGCCUCUGGCGCAACUGCUGUAUCAUUUUGAUUGGAAGCUCCCAAAUGAGAUGAAGCCUGAAGAUCUGGACAUGACUGAGGCCUUCGGUGUGACGGUAGCCAUGAAAAAAGACUUGAUGUUGAUUCCAAUUCCUUAUCGUUGUUCUUGAUAAUAAUUUUGCAUAUAUAAGAACAUGAAAAAUGUCAUAAGUCACCUAAGAAGACCGCUAUAUGUACAUAUGGUGUUUCUGGAUUUCUAACCAUGUCAUAUUCCUACAUUUCAA